Hydra vulgaris (swiftwater hydra) is the source of this 2508-nucleotide messenger RNA. NCBI's taxonomy places the organism in Eukaryota, Metazoa, Cnidaria, Hydrozoa, Anthoathecata, Hydridae. The record is from RefSeq and is a predicted model, not a curated record.
UUUAAUAAAAAUGAAAAAAUUGUGAUUAACAUGCAAUUUUUAAAUCGAAAUUCAAAAAAAAUAGAAGAGUUCAAGAAAAUAGUUACAGAUAUGGCUGAUUCAUCUUGUGUUGUUUUGAGGUUUACUGAAGGUAUUUCAGAAGAAGCUUCAAAUUGGUUUUGCAAAAUGAUUGUAAAACCAGUUUUGUACGGUGGUGCAGGUCUUGAAGUGAAGAAAUAUGACUGUAAUGAUUCUGAAGUUUGUAAUCAAAUAUUUUUGAUAUCUGCAAGCAUUAACAAUCUAAUUUUGGCAGCUGAAAAGUUUGAACUACUCAAAAGAGAUCAAUUUGGAAAAUUUACUCCAUUUACAGUAGACAAUAGAUAUGAAUUUGAAAACUUUGAAGAUAAAAAUGAAAAUUUUUUUACUUCUUCUGAAAAGCAAUGGUUAAUAAACUCAUUACUUUCAAGUGUAGUUUGCAAUGAUGACAAAAUAAAAAAUGUUCCUGGUUUGCCAAAAAUAAAGGUUUUUAAUGAUAGGCCUCUUUAACAAAGUUUCGAUAUUGAUAGCAAAAGCAUGGAAGCCUGAGAUUGCCAAGUGUUUAGUUAUGCUUCAACGAUCAAUGCACAAAAUUGUCCAAAUUUAUCCUCUGCAUCACAUUGAAAGCCUUAAAAGUUUAGAAAAUCAAUGGUAUCUGGGAUGGGAACAACCAAUCAAUGCAAUAAAAAGUUAUUUUGGAGAAUCUAUUGCAUUGUAUUUUACAUUUCUUGGUUUUUAUACAAAGUUUUUACUGCCUACAGCUGUUAUUGGAAUACUCCAUUACUUUUUCAUUGUUGAUGAAAAUCACUCAGAAAAUGUUUGGUUUGCAGUUUUAAAUGUGGUUUGGGCUACUGUGUUCUUAGAAUUGUGGAAAAGAAAAUGUUCAGAGUCUGCAUUUAAUUGGGGUCGUCUUUCUAACAGAAUAAAAGAUGAUUUUGGAUAUAAUGAGAAACCACGUGCAUCCUUUAAAGGUAAAUUGCGAACAAGUCCAAUAACUGGAAUGCAAGAACUAUAUUACCCCACAUGGAAAAAUCAAAUGAAAUUGUAUUUCAUUUCAUAUCCACUCCUUUUAAUUUCUCUGUUGUUAGUUACUGUUGGAAUGCUUUUCUAUUUUCACUUAAAUGAAAAAGUUCAAAAGAUCUAUGUUAAUCAAACUGGUGUUUGGGUGAUGAUAGCUAAGCGAGCACCAAAAGUUGCUUAUGCUAUUUUGGUCUGGAUUUGUAGCAAUAUUUACGGAAAAGUUGCAGUUAUCUUAAACGAUUGGGAAAACCAUCGUGUUCAAUCAUCAUACAACAAUCAUUUGAUUGUUAAACUUGUUUUUUUUAACUUUGUUAACAGCUUUCUAUCAUUAUUUUACAUCGCAUUUUAUCUUUGUGAUAUGGCAAUGCUUCGACAGCAACUUGCAACAUUGUUAAUCAUUCAACAGCUGAUUCAGCAAGUUCAGGAAUCUUUUAUACCUUACCUGAAGUACAAACGUCAAUCUGUUAAAAUAAAUAAGAAUGGUAAUUGUGUUCGUUUUAAGCGAAUUCGUGAUACAAAGAAUCAAGUCAUUAAAGAAGGAAACUUGCCUCCAUAUAAUAGUACCUACAAUGACUAUGUUGAGCUGUUUUUGCAAUUUGGUUAUGUUUUUAUGUUUUCUGCGGCAUAUCCACUAGCUGGAUUUUGGGCAUUUUUAAAUAACAUUGUGGAAAUACGCACUGAUGCUUUUAAGCUUUCUAAACUUCACCAAAGACCUUUUAUUGAGCAAGCAGCCUCCAUUGGUGCCUGGCAAUUUGCAUUUGAAGUGAUGAGUAUUAUUUCUGUGAUUACCAAUUGUGGAAUUAUAGCUCUUUCUAAAAGUACACAAGAUUGGUUAAUGAACGAUCUUGGACCUUUGAAAUAUACUUUAAUAUUUGUUGCUAUUGAGCACAUGUUGAUUAUUUUGAAGAUUUUUAUUGCAUAUAUUAUUCCCGAUGUACCUGGCUUUGUUUCACAACAACUUGCUCAAGCAGAGUUUAAAAUGCAGCAAACAUUAAAAGAGAAACAGCAUCAGUUGUGUACAUUGGAAAAGCAAGAAAUUAUUUUUAAAUAGAAACAAGAAGUGCAUUAAUAUUUAGGACCUUCUCGGACCUAUUGUAAUUUUCUACUGUAAUUUGUUUUUUUAUUAUUAUUUUUAUUGUUAUUAUUAUUAUUGCUAUUAUUGUUAUUGUUGUUAUUAUUUUUAUUGCUAUUAUCAUUAUUAUUAUUGUUAUUAUUAUUAUUGAUUUAUAAUGAUAGCCUUUGAUACUCGUAACGUUGAGUCUUAGGUCUUAAAAUAAUUUUAGCAUUCAGUUUUAGGUCUUAGAUAAAAGUUUCAGCGUUAAAUUUUCUAUUUUUUUUUUGAUAAGCAUUGGUGUUUUUUACUAUCUUUUUUUAUUUUUCUAAUUUUAUGUAAUUUAAUUAAUCAUGAAUGUAAAUACUUUAUUAAAAAAAACCAUAUUUAUUAUUUUGUUGCAGAUAAACACAGUCAAUUGU